AAAGAUCAAAGGAAGAACAUUCGCAUCAGGAGUUGGAACCAAAAUUUUCUCUAUAAUUCCAUCACUUGCCUUCUCAGUUGGAGGAGACAGAGAGAGGAGGCAAACAAAUUAGGGUUUCUACAUUCCAAUUGUGCCUUUGAAGGUAAUUUGCCAAGCUAGAUUUCUAUUUUUUAAAGAUAUUUCUGCGGUGUCCUGGUUCAUUGUCCUUGAUCCAUUGUAUUGUAUUGACAGGAGGAGGAAAGAACCAUUCACCAUGGCAUUGGCAUUUACCAAUCUUUCAUGGUGGUUAUGGAGUGGAAAGCAUCAGAAGCCUAGCAUCUCUAAUGCAUCCUCUUUAAAUGCCAGACCUGAUUCAGACUUAAGGGAAUCAGAUACUCUGAAAUUUCCUUUGGUUCAGGAGGCUAAUGUGGCUUCCUCUUCUAGAAGGGUUAAGCGAAAAUGGCAUAGCCGGGAGGAGAGGAAAUUUGACAAGGAAUACGAUGCUGUUCUCGUGCCAUCUGAUGGUGGUUGUUUUUCAGGGUCUGAGUCUGAUGAUUCUGAUUAUUCCAUUGGAUGGUUGGAGCCUCAUGGACCUGAAUUCCAGAGUGAUGAGGAUUCAGAUAACAGUUUUGCUGUACUGGUCACAUGUUAUGGGCGUGCUCAAGAAAAAUUAUUUGAGAAUUCAAAGAACAGUAAGUUUGGUGCCAUUGUCAACAUUCAAGAUGGUUACUCUGAUGAGAGCAUAAAGUAUAUGGAAAAGUGGCUCUCUGCGCUCCAGAACAACUGACAUUCACUGCUGCUAAUAGCUGCAAAUAGUUCUUUCGUUUGCUGCAGCUGGAUCUUCUGGAAGAAUCUGUCCUUUUGAAUGAAUAAUGAAAGAUAUAUUGUAUAAAGUUAAAGGUAUUGUGGAAGAUAUGAAAGUGAAAAGCUUCAAAAAAGAAGGAACAAAAAAAAAAAAGAGACAGUAGGUGGCAUAGUUGAUUGAUUGCUGCUGAAGAGGAUUGGCUAAUGUUCUGUUUUAGCUAGUAUGAACAUAUGACAAGCAGGACUGUUAACGAUGAAGGAACCAUAAUGGUUAAGCUUUAAAGCGCUAGAAGUGAUGGGUUUCUUGGCUUCUAAAUCAUUUCUUGACUUGGGAGUUUUCUCCGUUGUCUUCCCCCCAUACUCAACGUCUAGAAAUAACGAUAUUAUUAUGUGAUGUAAGAUACUAAUAAAAAGAAAGAAGGGUGUGCGUGUGUACUUCCAAUUCUUUGAUGUAAAUAUCCUUGUACAUAUAGAAGCAGGUUCAUGCUUCAUUUUAUUGCUGAAAAUAAAAUGUAUAUAAUUAAUAGUUAUUAUGUAAA
Molecule: messenger RNA, 1322 nt
Organism: Hevea brasiliensis (rubber tree)
Lineage: Eukaryota; Viridiplantae; Streptophyta; Magnoliopsida; Malpighiales; Euphorbiaceae
Exons: 4
Coding region: 254-766 (170 amino acids)
Source: RefSeq, a predicted model, not a curated record